AUGGCUAAUGUGGCAGUGAAUCGGGCCAACAUGUUGACGAGAAUAUGGAAGUAUGGCGAUCCCGAAGUAACGGCCUCCGAGUAUUUGCUGCACGCCGGAGUUAUAUCUAUGGUGGAGUUCGACAACGACAUAUUUGCAGCCGGAAACUGCUAUGACCAACACCAGUACAAGAAAUAUUGGCUGUUUUGUCCAUACGCGUACAGACUUCCAGACGGCGAGGGUAUACUGGCCAAAGAUUUGGCCGUCGAGUAUAACUAUUUAUCCAACACCAGCGAAUGGUUUUACAUAGCUCGACACAAAGCACAAGGCGUGAUCAAUAGGAACAACCAGUACAGUCACGGUAAGCUAAAUAAUGUAUUAUUAUUGUGUACAUUUUCGUUUUAA
This is a messenger RNA of Macrosiphum euphorbiae (potato aphid), 384 nucleotides long. The record is from the annotation of a GenBank genome assembly. NCBI's taxonomy places the organism in Eukaryota, Metazoa, Arthropoda, Insecta, Hemiptera, Aphididae.